AGCGUGUAAGAAGAGCAGCCUCCGAAAACUCCCUUCCUGCUCCCCCCCGUUCCUUCCGUCCCCUCCCUUCGGUAUCGUCCUUCGGAACUCCGAUCGGGGAUUCUACAAGGAAAAAAAAAGAAAAAAAACUCCGAUCGGCAAAAAAAAUAAACACCCUAAUUUCAUUUCCGGAGGUGGGCAAAGAUGGUUCUUGCGCAGCUGGGCGGGAGCAUCUCCCGCGCGUUGCAGCAUAUGAGCAACGCGACGAUCAUCGAUGAGAAGGUGCUGAGCGAGUGCCUGAACGAGAUCUCGCGGGCGCUGCUGCAGGCUGAUGUCCAGUUCAAGAUGGUCCGCGACAUGCAGGCCAACAUCAAGCGCAUCGUCAACCUUGAUGACCUCGCCGCCGGCCACAACAAGCGCCGCAUCAUCCAGCAGGCUAUCUUUAAUGAACUUUGCAAAAUGUUGGAUCCUGGGAAGCCUUCCUUCACACCCAAGAAGGGAAAAACAAGCGUGAUUAUGUUUGUGGGUUUACAAGGUUCUGGAAAGACCACAACUUGUACCAAAUAUGCAUAUUAUCAUCAAAAGAAGGGAUGGAAACCUGCACUGGUUUGUGCAGAUACAUUUAGAGCUGGUGCUUUCGAUCAAUUAAAGCAAAAUGCAACUAAAGCUAAAAUUCCUUUUUAUGGAAGCUACACAGAAUCAGAUCCUGUAAAAAUUGCUAUUGAGGGUGUGGAAAGAUUUAAGAAAGAGAACUGUGAUCUAAUUAUUGUGGAUACAAGUGGACGGCACAAACAGGAAGCUGCCCUCUUUGAGGAAAUGCGUCAAGUGUCAGAAGCAACGAAACCCGAUCUUGUGAUAUUUGUCAUGGACAGUAGUAUUGGCCAAGCUGCAUUUGAUCAAGCGCAAGCUUUUAAACAAAGUGUUGCAGUUGGAGCUGUGAUUGUUACGAAAAUGGAUGGUCAUGCAAAAGGUGGUGGUGCACUUAGCGCGGUUGCAGCCACUAAAAGUCCAGUCAUAUUUAUUGGAACAGGAGAACACAUAGAUGAGUUUGAAGUUUUUGAUGUCAAGCCAUUUGUUAGCCGUCUCUUAGGCAUGGGUGACUGGUCCGGAUUUAUGGACAAAAUUCAUGAAGUUGUGCCUACUGACCAACAACCUGAGCUUCUGCAGAAGCUCUCAGAAGGAAGCUUUACUCUACGACUUAUGUAUGAACAAUUCCAGAACAUACUCAAGAUGGGCCCCAUAGGCCAGGUCUUCUCGAUGUUACCUGGAUUUAGUGCAGAAUUGAUGCCAAAAGGUCAUGAAAAGGAAAGUCAGGCUAAGAUCAAGCGCUAUAUGACAAUGAUGGAUUCCAUGACAAAUGCAGAGCUGGACAGCACGAAUCCAAAGCUCAUGAAUGAAUCACGUAUCAUACGAAUAGCGAGGGGUUCAGGUAGGCCUGUCAGGGAUGUCAUGGAUAUGCUGGAGGAAUACAAGCGCCUUGCCAAGAUUUGGAGUAAGAUGAAGGGGCUCAAGAUCCCAAAGAAAGGUGAAAUGAGUGCGCUGUCCCGGAAUAUGAAUGUCCAACACAUGAGCAAAGUCCUUCCCCCUCAGUUGCUGAAGCAGGUUGGUGGAGUCGGUGGCCUGCAAAGUUUGAUGAAGCAGAUGGGCUCGAAAGACAUGAUGAGUGGGAUGUUCGGAGGGGACAGAUAGUUAAUUCAGCUGUCUCAACACAUCGACAUGAGAUCUGCUGUGAUGCCAAGAUGGCCAUCCAGAUGAGUUUUCUGCAGAGAUGUCAGACCUCUUCAUUAUCUGAAUGUAUAUCUAGCUUAUCUCGCAAUGGUUGAAUGAAUUCUGUUGCACUAGAAUGCAUGUUUUCUUCACCAGGGAAACCUUGGGCUUUGUAAUUAGGUGUAGCCAAGGAAUUGUACGUUCCUAUAACCAAGUUGGCGUUAGUGGUUCCUUCUGCCUCAAAGUAGUUUCAUAGAGAAAUUUGUUGAAUCAGGAUGUAACUCACAAAAGUUUAGUUGAAAUAAUUGCAUGGUGUUUUCAGUAGUAUGA
This is a messenger RNA of Elaeis guineensis (African oil palm), 2016 nucleotides long. Its product is annotated as signal recognition particle subunit SRP54 2. Gene Ontology annotation, cellular component: cytosol; signal recognition particle, endoplasmic reticulum targeting. Lineage: Eukaryota; Viridiplantae; Streptophyta; Magnoliopsida; Arecales; Arecaceae. Gene Ontology annotation, biological process: SRP-dependent cotranslational protein targeting to membrane, translocation; SRP-dependent cotranslational protein targeting to membrane. Gene Ontology annotation, molecular function: ATP hydrolysis activity; endoplasmic reticulum signal sequence receptor activity; GTPase activity. The record is from RefSeq and is a predicted model, not a curated record.